Molecule: messenger RNA, 1570 nt
Organism: Xenopus laevis (African clawed frog)
Lineage: Eukaryota; Metazoa; Chordata; Amphibia; Anura; Pipidae
Gene: mims1.L
Product: family with sequence similarity 210 member A L homeolog
Exons: 5
Coding region: 304-1131 (275 amino acids)
Cellular component (GO): cytoplasm; mitochondrial inner membrane; mitochondrion
Source: RefSeq, a predicted model, not a curated record
GGGAAGGGCAAUGGGCUCCAAGUCUGGGAAUAAGCUCUGGCCUGUCACUUGCUUUUACAUGAAAGCUGAGCUCAGAGGAGAGGUGCCAUAAACAAUCAUGAAAUACUAUUCUGGGGUCAUCUGUUCUCUAGACAUAGAGGGCAUUCAUUAUAUCGCCUUGUUCCCACAGCGUGUAGGAUAGUCAGGUAGCCCUUGGUUUCGGAAUGGUGCUCCAUAACGUAGAAGCUCUGUGACUGGAUCAGAAGACGCCAGCCUGUUGGUGGGCACUUUCAUUUCUUUUUUCUGGUGAAGGCUUUUAUCAGCAUGCACUUACUCAGGACAUUGCUGCUGAGAUCAAACACAUCCAAUAUAUCCCUUCUUACCAAGUGCUCCUUUCGGGCAUCUCCAUUACAUAAGUGGCCUAUUUCACUGAGGUCUGGAAGUCAAAUCUCAUUGCUGCCAACAGAACAAAAGAAAUGGCUUCAUUCACAGCCCAAACAGCAAGACACUGCAACUAAAACGCCAGUUCAUGAUCUUCCAUCAGGGAUUCAACAUCAAAGCGAAGAAACAUCCCCGUCUGCAAGAAGCUCCAUUUCUACAGACCCGUCCAGCAUCGCUGAAGAAGAUCCAUUGCAAGACCAAUCAAUUGGCCUUUUAAAGAGGUUUAAAAAAACUUUUAGACAACAUGGGAAAGUUCUAAUUCCAGUUCAUCUGGUGACCUCUAGCAUCUGGUUUGGGUCUUUUUACUAUGCAGCCAUGCAGGGAGUUAAUGUGGUUCCUUUCCUGGAAUAUAUCGGCUUGCCAGAUGGAAUAGUUAACAUUCUGAAGAAUUCUCAGGGUGGGAAUGCUCUUACAGCUUAUGCAAUGUAUAAGAUUGCCACUCCAGCCAGAUAUACUGUAACCCUUGGUGGAACAUCCGUAAGUGUUAAAUAUCUUCGCAAGUAUGGCUACUUGUCCACUCCUCCACUGGUGAAGGAUUAUUUCCAAGACAGAAUGGAGGAGACAAAAGAACUCUUUACAGAGAAAAUGGAGGAAACCAGGGACAUAAUUAGUGGAAAAAUGGAAGAGACGAAAGACAGGAUAUCUGAGAAAUUGCAAGAAACCAAAGACAGAGUUGCUUUUAGAAAGAAAAAAAAUGAAGACAUGGAAUGAUUUCACCCAGCUCUUCAGUUUCAAUCUUGUAUUAAUAACCUUUAUAGAAAAUAUGUUUUCACUCACUGAUAAACCAGGGUACUACUCAUGCCAUUGCAUAUUUCUAAAUGGAUACUACAGAGAGAUGUCCUGCCAUGGCACCAUUAUAAAUCUGUCUUCAGGUAUAGAAACUACAUAGUGCUUAGCCGAUCUGAAUACAAAAAGCCAACUCAAACCACUUGCAUAGCUUACUGUUCAAUCGAUGUAUUGGUUUCAGCAUCUAAACCAAAAUAUAUACAGUAGGUGUCUGUACAGUGUAAUUGUUGGAUAAAGUGUUUCUUUGCUACCUAAUCUAUAAUUCUAUAACUUUCCCCCAAAUGGAUGCAAACAUUCUCCGCUCAAAGCCUUAUACAACUCGUUGGCAUUCUGCGUGCUAAAAAAAAGUCUCCAUGUACACAAA